Ichthyophthirius multifiliis is the source of this 615-nucleotide messenger RNA. RefSeq names its product protein kinase domain protein. Gene Ontology annotation, molecular function: ATP binding; protein serine/threonine kinase activity. The transcript has 2 exons. Lineage: Eukaryota; Ciliophora; Oligohymenophorea; Hymenostomatida. Gene Ontology annotation, biological process: autophagosome organization; protein autophosphorylation; autophagy. The record is from RefSeq and is a predicted model, not a curated record. Gene Ontology annotation, cellular component: autophagosome; cytoplasm.
AUGUAAGAACUUUAUUAUGAAUAUGAUAAUUAUAUUUGGAGAAAAAAAGACAAAUUAGGUUAAGGUACAUUUGGGACUGUAUAUAAAUGCAAGAAUAAGAAAUCAAAUGAAAUAUUAGCUGUGAAAGUUUUUAGUAAAAAAUUAAUUUUUUAAUCUGAUUUAAAUAAGAUAAUGAAUGAGAUCGAGAUUAUGAAAUAAUUAAAUUCGUAAAAUAUUAGUAAUACAUUAUAUUUUAAAUAACAUAUACAAUAAUAAAAAGUUAAACUUAUUGAUUAUCAUCUAGGAGAAUAAGGGAAAAAAUACUUAUUUGUAAAAUAUUGUGAAGGUGGAAAUUUAAGAAAGUACAUUUAAAAAAAAGGAGGUAAACUUAAAGAAGAAGAAGUAAUUAGCAUUUUAAGAUAAUUAGUUAAUGGAUUUUAAGAAUUAAUAAAAAAAUAUAUAUUACAUAGAGAUAUUAAACCUGAAAAUAUUUUAAUUAUGAAUGGAGUUUUCAAAAUAUGUGAUUUUGGUCUUGCAUAAUAUUAAUGGAAAAUAAAAGAUGAGGGAUUAAGUAGGGACAUAAUUAUAUAUGUCCCCAAAAAUAUUAGAUAAUUAGAUUUAUACUUCUAAAAGUGA